Molecule: messenger RNA, 822 nt
Organism: Condylostylus longicornis
Lineage: Eukaryota; Metazoa; Arthropoda; Insecta; Diptera; Dolichopodidae
Exons: 4
Coding region: 1-822 (273 amino acids)
Source: RefSeq, a predicted model, not a curated record
AUGGAGCCAAUAGCUAAAUCACAUAAAUUAACCAAAUACCAUUUCUUUUUACGAACUCCUCCACUCUUAAAACUACAAUUUACAUAUCUCAUUUCGAUAGCAUUUGCGGCUCCAAAUGGAUAUAAUUAUGCAGCACAAAACUACAAUACUGGAUCUUUUAUACAACAUCCACACCAUCAGCAUGCUUAUAGUGCUCUUAAUUCGCCUCCAGUACAGCAGUUUUUAACUAAUCAUGCUACAGGAUUUCAAGCAGGUCCCUCCUAUCAACAAUUUAACCAUCUGUCAAAUGGUGGUGGAUUUAGUCAUCAUAGUGGACAGCAUCAUGUGCAACAACAACCAAUUGUUACAAAACAUAUUUAUAUACAUUCUGCACCAGAAGAACCAGAUGAAGAAGUGUACGAAGAUAAUUCAACUCAUCAACAGCAUAAACAUUAUAAUAUUGUAUUUAUCAAAGCACCAAGUCAAGCUGUACGUAAAACAGCACAAACCUUAGCAAAUGUUUUAAAUGAACAGAAGACAAUUAUUUAUGUAUUGAGCAAGAAGAACGAUUAUUCUGAAAUAAAGCAAGCUAUACAAAGUAUACCACAUCAACCGCAAAAACCAGAAGUAUAUUUCAUUAAAUAUAAAACACCAGAAGAAGCGCAACUUGCUCAAAAUACAAUUCAAGCCCAAUACGAUGCUUUGGGUGGUACAACGAAAAUAUCUGACGAAGGAUACGCUCCAGUAUCUGCCGUUAAUUCCGGUUCAGCAAAUCUUAUUAUUGGUGGAUCUCCUUAUUUACCACCAAACAAAGUUGAAGGUUUAAAAGUCACUAAGGUUUAA